Molecule: messenger RNA, 1353 nt
Organism: Nerophis lumbriciformis (worm pipefish)
Lineage: Eukaryota; Metazoa; Chordata; Actinopteri; Syngnathiformes; Syngnathidae
Source: RefSeq, a predicted model, not a curated record
AUGAACGACUCGGUGUUGGUGACUCGCUCGACUUACAUUCGUAAACUCAGCUACAGAACUCUAUGUAAAGUGGCUGACUUUUUAGACCCUCAGGACAGAUGGAAGGACGUCAUCAUUUACAUCCGGAAGUCGGACGGCCAGUUUAGGUACACUCAGAAUCAUGUCAGGCGAUUUGAGGGCCUUGUUGCUCAGGGUAAGAGCCCAACAGUGGAGCUUCUGCAUGACUGGGGCAUGUUCAACGCCACAGUGGGAGAAUUAGUGGACAUUCUCAAGAGUAGCAAGUUACUGGCUGCUGCCAGCAUAUUGUUACCAGAAGUCGUGCUCUCUAUAGAGACACCACGAGCAUCUCCUGCAACAGAACCCAGCAGCACACGUCUGCCCUGGAGGAAAGCUGAGACAGAGAAGAUGACCUUAGCCCCUGUUGCUGAUGAACAGCAGACUCCAAUUCAGCUGAAGAAUGGUGAACCGGACCACGAACAAGGUUCCACUAGUUUUUCAUACAGUCAACUGAGGGAAAUUACUAGAAACUUUGACGAUCGCCCCACGUCUGAGGGCGGCUGUCGACUUGGAGAAGGUGGUUUUGGGACGGUCUACAAAGGUUUUCUGCAGGACAAACCAGUAGCCGUGAAAAAACUCAACAUGAUAGAUGACGUCUCACCCAAUGAGCUACAAAUUCAGUUCAACCAAGAGGUUCAAACGCUGACAGUGUUGAAACAUGAAAACCUAGUGGACAUGGUAGGCUACUCCUGUGAUGGACAGGUCCCGUGUUUGGUGUAUGCCUUCAUGGCUAACGGAUCCCUGCUGGAUAGGCUGGCUUGUUUUGAAGGAAGUCCUCCACUGUCCUGGCGACAGAGGUGCUUGAUAGCUGAAGGCACUACAAGGGGUUUGGAAUAUUUGCACAGCAACCAUCAUGUCCAUAGAGAUGUGAAAAGUGCAAAUAUCCUCUUGGAUGAAAAUUUAGUAGCCAAAAUUUCAGACUUUGGCCUGACAAGAGCCUCAGCAAAGCAGACGGCAACAACCAUGAUGACAGAAAGGAUCGUAGGUACUUGUGCAUAUAUGGCACCCGAGGCGCUGAGAGGGGAGAUCACGCCAAAAUCAGACAUCUUCAGUUUUGGAGUGGUGCUGUUAGAAAUAUUAUCCGGGCUCUCACCAGCAGAUGAAAACCGGGAGCCGCAGCUUUUGAUUGACAUGAGACACGACAUCGACGAUGAAGAUGAGGAGCUCACUCUAGAGUCCUUUAUUGACGAGAAUAUGAGCGAUUGGGACAUGAGCCAGGUGCAGACUGUCUACUCUCUGGCCAGCAGCUGCCUCCAAGAGAGGAAGAACAGACGGCCGCUCAUCACACAAGUAUGA